AUGAAGAGUGAGCUUUUAGAUGGUGCACCACCGGGCACAGUAGCUGUAUGCCAUCCAAGUGGUUGGAUGCAACAACAUAUUUUCGCCGAAUGGGUGCGCCACUUUAUCUCCUAUGUAAAACCAAGAAAAGAAGAUCCCGUGCUUCUUGUCUUAGAUGGUCACGCCACACACACUAAAAACCUAGAAGCUAUUGAGUUAGCUCGUGCGCAUGGUGUCAUAAUGCUCUGCUUGCCACCUCACUGCACGUAUCGCUUACAGCCACUCGAUGUUGGUUUUAUGGGGCCAUUGAGCACGUUUUACUCGCAAGAAAUCCAGUUAUGGCUUCGAAAUCAUCCGGGGCGUGUUGUCACCCAAUUUCAAAUAGCAUCUUUGUUUGGAACUGCUUAUAAUCGUGCCGCUACAAUGCAAAAUGCAGUGUCUGCUUUCGCCAAAACCGGAAUUUGCCCUCUGAAUCCCAAUAUUUUUACAGACAUAGAUUUUGCACCAUCACAGACAACAGAAAUAUCAUGUGUACCAACCACAAAUGAAAUCUCUCAGGAUUCAUUGCCUCGAGAAAGAACUCCAUCCCCGCAAGCAGGAACAUCUACAGAAGGACAAAUAUUUCCAAAUCCUAUAAGUCUUGUAUCGCCGAAAGAUAUCAUGCCGAUUCCUCAUUUUAAAAAAACAAUCCGGCCAUCGACGCGUCGAGGAAAAACAGCAAUUUUAACUGAAUCGCCGUAUAAAAAUGAACUGGCUGGAAAAUCUACGCAAUCAGUUAUCAAAAUAAAAUUUAAAGGCAGAGGUAAAGGUAUCGGGAAAAAGACCAAUAAAGAAAACAAUCAAGAAGAUUCGGAGUGUUUGGUUUGUGGUGAAAAGUAUAGUCUAACUAAGUCCACAGAUGAAUGGUACCAAUGCACCGCUUGUCUUGAAUGGGCUCACGAAAGUUGCAUUGGUUGUUCUGAGCAAGAAUUAUUAUUUUUUGUAUGCAAAAACUGCGAAUAA
Messenger RNA from Parnassius apollo (apollo), 981 nucleotides. NCBI's taxonomy places the organism in Eukaryota, Metazoa, Arthropoda, Insecta, Lepidoptera, Papilionidae. The record is from the annotation of a GenBank genome assembly.